GAAAGAGACAGCCUUUAAGAUAGUUUGAACGUGGCCAUCUCUCUUGCAUAUUUCCAGGGGCUGCAGCCAAAGUCGUCAAUUGGGAGAGCCAGGAACAAAAAAUGGAGCGGCAAAGCUUGGCAGGCUCUCCAACAGUUGAAUGCCUGGAGCUGGGAGGAAGAAUCCCUCACCUUCUCCAAGCAGAAAUCAUGAGGGAGUUUCUGACAGGGGCAACUCCACAACAAGUCAAGCGAGAACCAGCUGAAAGGUUACAACAGCACUGGGAAGUCCAGCAUCAAGAAUUCUCAAAGACAGCCCACUUCCCAGGUUCAGGAUGUGGCGACCCACAGCUACCUCAGCCCCAGUCAGAAGAUGACUCCAAGGAAUUCCAGGCCUCCUUCGCGGCAGUAGCUGGUAUCUCCCAACAGUCUCGAGGAGAGGGCAUGGCCCAAAUUCUACCAGAACUUAAUGGAGAGGCCCAAGAGACCUAUGACCCACAGGCUCCUUCUGUCAAGGUGAAAGAAGAGGUGCUGGAUGAAGUCUUGGUCAGCUUGGAGAUGUGCCGCCAGCGGUUCAGGCAGUUCUGUUACCAGGAGGCCGAGGGACCCCGGGAGGCCUUCAGCCAGCUCCAAGAUUUUUGCCAUCAGUGGCUGGAGCCAGAAAGACACACCAAGGAGCGUGUCCUGGAGCUGGUGACCCUGGAGCAGUUCCUGGCCAUCCUGCCUCUGGAAAUGCAGAGCUGGGUCCGGGAGUAUAGUCCUGAGACAGGCAGCCAGGCAGUGGCCUUGGCAGAGGAUUUCCUCCUCAGGCAAGGAGAGGCUGAAAGCACAGUGGAAAAGGGACGGAGGUCCUCGGUUGUUAAUUCCCCCAAGUCAGAGGAUGAUCCAUCUGACACCAUGAAGAUUCAGCUCUUCCCGGAGGCCAAACACGAGACCUGCUUGCUGGGUGGAGAGCAAUUCCAGCAGAAUGAGGAAAUGACAAGGAAACAUGAGGAAGCAGAUGUCAGUGAAACCUUAAUGGGAGGAGCUGAAGGGACGUUUUUCCAGGAUCCUGAGGGAAAAGAGUUGCCCACAAAUCACAAGGGACUAGAAAGUCAACAGGAAAAUACAGCAGAAGUUUGUGAGGAAGCUAACUUGGGCUUGCCUGAGAGCAUGUUCUCAGAUGGACUCUGCGGGCUUGAAGGUGAAAAGUUAGCUAUUUCUACUAGUCAAACGUCCUCUCAGAAUUUUGACCUUGCUGAGAAUCAGGAAACACAACUGUCAGAGAAAUUGUAUCAGUGCACAUACCGUGAAAAUAUCUCCAAUAGGAGAGUGCCCCUGCUGAGCAUACAUGAAACUGCUCACACAUCAUAUGAAUGUUCUGAGUGUGGGAAAAGCUUCAGUUGGAAGUCUCACCUUUUUAGACACAAGCGAAGCCACACGGGAGAGAAAACACACCAGUGCUCGGAGUGUGGAAAAGGCUUUAUCUUUAAAACAGACCUUUUUAGGCACAAGAGGAUCCACACGGGAGAGAAACCAUAUGAAUGCUCGGAAUGUGGGAAAUGCUUCAGCCGCAAACCAAACCUCAUUACACACAAGAGAACCCACACAGGAGAAAAACCGCAUCAGUGCGCUGAGUGUGGCAAAUGCUUCAGUCGUAAGCCGACCCUUAUAACCCACAAGAGAACCCACACAAGAGAGAAACCAUACGAGUGUUCAGAAUGUGGGAAAGGUUUUAUUUUUAAAAUAGACCUUUUUAGGCACAAAAGAACUCACACGGGAGAGAAACCUUAUGAUUGCUCAGAGUGUGGGAAAUGCUUUAGUCGAAAAGCCAAUCUCAUUACGCACAAAAGGACCCAUACAGGCGAGAAACCGUACGAGUGCUCAGAGUGCGGGAAAAAGUUCAGCCGUAAAGGAAAUCUUAUUACUCACACGAGGACUCACACUGGAGAGAAACCGUAUGAAUGCCUGGAUUGUCGGAAAAGCUUCACGCAGCGAAUACAUUUUCUGAGACACGAAUCCAUCCACGUGAGAGAGAGGAUCGCAGAAGCUGUGGGAAAUGCGGCAGGCGUCGCUUCGUGCUUACCAAACAUGAUGGCAUUCACACACACACAAGAGAAGCCAGAGAAAGCGUGAAAGAAAGACUCUCCUGUUCUUCUCGGCUUUUAUAAGCAUUGGACUAUCCAUUCUGGAGUGAAAUGGUGAGGAUACUCGGACUGUACGCAGUUUUGUGACGAGAAACCUAAGCCCCGUAUAACUUUUGACAAUGAGGGAAGCUUCAGAAGCCCAGCUUGGACAGAGGGUUGGGGGGAAAAUAGGACAGAAACUUCGUGACAUUUUCUGUCUGCAAAAGAGAUUGCAUGGGUAACAUUGCAUGAUGUUUUGUCUACGCACAAAAGAACAGGAGAUUCCAAUAACAUUACUUACUGCUGGAAAAGGCCCAGAGACAGCAGUUUUGAAAUACCUUCCACAAAACAGACCUUUCAGUAACUCCAGUGCUUUUUUGUUUUGUUAAAAAAAUGCCAGUACUUACAUACAAGUUUGCACUGAUUCCCACAAAUCCCCCCCCAUAGAUCCCCACUAGGCUGUUCCCAAGGGUCCACUUUCUCUGGCUAAGUGGGGUGAGCAAGUGCACAAAGAGCAGAAGUUGGGAGAGCCCCCCAAAAGGAGCCAGCGCUUAGUACUGGUGAGUACUGUUACCCCUGAGUAUCACCCAGCAAAAUUAGUCAUCAGGGCACACCCAGGCAUAGAUAUGUGUCAGACGUCUCUGACAACUGCAGUCUUCUCCAUUUGGUCAGGAUUGCGCUCAGGAGAACAUGGAGAACACAGCACUGAUUGGCCAGCUCUUGUGAUGUCACCGACACCCCCCUCCGCAAACCUGAGCAGUUUUUCAAAUGAUAAAAAGUAGGUUUGGAAAACGGCAGCAAACACUUCUUUGGAUAAACUUACAGUGUGCUAUGGGCGAAAGGUGGGACUGUGUGCCUGAAGCAGUGAUAGGCUAGGAACAAAGAGGAUGAGAAAAUCACCUUUUAGAUUUGGAGGCAAGUCCAUGUGCUGCCUGAAGGGUGAUAUCGGGCAGAGUCAAACUUAGCCUUACGACAGGCAGAAGUACAGGGAUUCCUGUUUGUACGUACGCUUGUACGCACCUCCAAGAACCUGGUGAAGGUGCUGAAAGUGGCUUCUCUUCAGCUCACCUUUUGGCUCUUGUGCAGCUGCCUUGAUCAUUCAAGCUGGCAUCAAAAACAGGCUUUGACACCUAGAUUUCUAGACAAGUUGAUGAAUGCGUGUGGCCCCUGGGGAGGGGGCA
Messenger RNA from Eublepharis macularius, 3264 nucleotides. RefSeq names its product zinc finger protein 397-like. The transcript has 4 exons. Gene Ontology annotation, biological process: regulation of transcription by RNA polymerase II. Lineage: Eukaryota; Metazoa; Chordata; Lepidosauria; Squamata; Eublepharidae. Gene Ontology annotation, molecular function: RNA polymerase II cis-regulatory region sequence-specific DNA binding; DNA-binding transcription factor activity, RNA polymerase II-specific. The record is from RefSeq and is a predicted model, not a curated record. The coding region runs from base 102 to 2093 and encodes 663 amino acids.